Gorilla gorilla gorilla (western lowland gorilla) is the source of this 3781-nucleotide messenger RNA. RefSeq names its product spermatogenesis associated 2 (gene SPATA2). The coding region runs from base 1429 to 2991 and encodes 520 amino acids. The record is from RefSeq and is a predicted model, not a curated record. The transcript has 3 exons. Gene Ontology annotation, cellular component: cytoplasm. Gene Ontology annotation, biological process: regulation of necroptotic process; regulation of tumor necrosis factor-mediated signaling pathway; protein K63-linked deubiquitination. Lineage: Eukaryota; Metazoa; Chordata; Mammalia; Primates; Hominidae.
CUGGGCUGUUUUUCACAACUGACGUGGUCCCCCGAGGCUGUAGGAAUGACCGAGGUGGGACUUAGCAGCCGCCAGCUUCUGUCCCCUGCAGGGAGGGAAACAGCUUCCUUCAGAGCUUCUCCGAGAGAGGCAGCUGCCGCUAGGGAAGCUUCUUUCAGCACCGCUGAGGUUAUUUUCAGAGGUUUGGAAGGACUCUGUGUGAAUUUCUUUGGAAUCUAGUAGGAGUGUGGGGACCUUCUGGUGUUUCGCAGCCAGUGGAAGGUGCCUUGGAUGUUUCUCGGAGCCUCUUGCUUGGAACGAGUGCAUUGGUGUGGGUGGGGAGGUGGAGGGGGUUGAACUGACUUCCCCGUCUCCUGUUUGGAGGCUGAUGGAGCUAGACCAGGGAUGUGUAAACCUGUGGACAGGGGCAGUGCACAGACCAAAAUAGCUCUGCCUGUGCAGAGAGGGGGCGCCUUCAAAUGCUGCUUGGGGAACAUUUCUGCUUGAAUGGGCCAGCUGAGGUAAAGCCAAGCUAAUGCUUAGCUACUCGGAAUCACUUCACUUCCAUGCAGUGGGACUCUAAACAGAUACAGCUUUCCUCUUAGAUGUUCAAAAAAUAACUAAAGAAGCCACUGCCUCACUGACUGUGCAGUAUCUCUUUUUCCAUUGACUUGCUUUUCAAGAAGGUACCUAGAUUGUGGGUGCAGGAGGUGCUGACUGGAGCCGUUGACUCUGGGCACCUGCCUGUCUCUGUGUUCAGGAUAUUCACAGUGCUGUUUUUUUGUUUUUUGGGUUUUUUUUUUUUUUUCCACCAGACUGGCACGGCUUGGCGUUCCAAUCCUUGGGUUGCUUGGAGAAAUUAACAGCUUCUGUCGCUGGGCUGUCUCGGUCUCCUGUAACCACGAUGUUUUUGCAGAGAGCGUAUUUUGUUGUUCUUGCAGAGUGCUGGGAAUGAAUUGCUGGCUCUGUGCUCAGAAAAAACACCAGCUAUGACCAGCUACAAGGCAUCUUGUAUUCUCAGAAAAUGUUUUCAGCAGGGAUGAUGUCAGCUGCUUCAUCACUGGCCGAUGUCUCUGACCAGCCUCUUUCCUUGCCCCUUGAGCUUACAUCAUACAGAGAUUAGCUCUCCUAGCCCCAUUCGGUGUGGGAAGAUGGGAAUUUUGCUACUACAGGAAUUUUUGUAACUCAACUCUGCUCGCGCCGCCAUAAGGCAUUCUAACUUAGCCAAACACUUUCGAGUAGAGCUGUCCAGCAGAUGCAGCAGGAUGGCUUUGCAAGAGUCGGAGUUUUGGCGUUAGACCUAGGUUCAGAGCUCAGAUCCACUUCUUCCUAGCCUUACAACUUAGGAGCACUCCGCUGGUCCAGGCGGCAACAUGUCCAUGCUUUUAGUGAUGUCCCUGCCUCUAAUCCAGAAGCCAUGGAGGAGAUAAGGUAGCCCCCCUCGAUCGGAUGGGGAAGCCCAGUUCAAUGGAUACUAAAUUCAAGGAUGACUUAUUUCGGAAGUACGUGCAGUUCCAUGAGAGCAAAGUGGAUACCACCACCAGCAGGCAGCGGUCUGGCAGCGAUGAGUGCCUGCGGGUGGCAGCCUCAACCCUGCUCAGCCUGCACAAGGUGGAUCCCUUUUAUCGAUUCCGGCUGAUCCAGUUCUACGAGGUGGUGGAGAGCUCCUUGCGCUCGCUCAGAUCCUCCAGCCUGCGGGCUCUGCACGGCGCUUUCAGCAUGCUGGAGACGGUGGGCAUCAACCUCUUCCUCUACCCAUGGAAGAAGGAAUUCAGAAGCAUCAAGACCUACACGGGCCCUUUUGUUUAUUAUGUCAAGUCGACAUUACUGGAAGAGGACAUCCGAGCCAUCCUGAGCUGCAUGGGCUACGCACCUGAGCUGGGCACUGCAUACAAGCUCAGAGAGCUCGUGGAGAUCCUCCAAGUGAAGAUGGUCUCCUUUGAGCUCUUUCUGGCCAAAGUCGAGUGUGAGCAGAUGCUAGAAAUCCACUCACAAGUGAAGGACAAGGGCUACUCCGAGCUGGACAUUGUGAGCGAGCGCAAGAGCAGUGCAGAGGAUGUGCGCGGCUGCUCGGACGCCCUGCGGCGGCGGGCGGAGGGCCGGGAGCACCUGACGGCCUCAAUGUCACGAGUGGCACUCCAGAAGUCGGCCAGCGAGCGGGCGGCCAAGGACUACUACAAGCCCCGCGUGACCAAGCCCUCGAGGUCAGUGGAUGCCUAUGACAGCUACUGGGAGAGCCGGAAGCCACCCCUGAAGGCCUCAUUGAGUCUUCGGAAGGAGCCUGUGGCAACGGAUGUGGGGGACGACCUCAAGGAUGAGAUCAUCCGCCCAUCCCCUUCGCUGCUGACCAUGGCCAGCUCCCCCCACGGCAGCCCGGAUGCGCUUCCACCCGCCUCCCCCAGCAACGGUCCGGGCCUGCUGCGCGGUACCUACUUCUCCACUCAGGAUGACGUGGAUCUGUACACAGACUCCGAACCCAGGGCCGCCUACCGUCGGCAGGAUGCUCUGCGGCCGGAUGUGUGGCUGCUCAGAAACGAUGCCCACUCCCUCUACCACAAGCGCUCGCCCCCUGCCAAAGAGUCCGCCCUCUCCAAGUGCCAAAGCUGCGGGCUGUCCUGCAGCUCCUCCCUCUGCCAGCGCUGUGACAGCCUGCUCACCUGUCCUCCAGCUUCCAAGCCCAGCGCCUUCCCCAGCAAGGCCUCCACUCAUGACAGCCUGGCCCACGGGGCAUCUCUGCGGGAGAAGUACCCAGGCCAGACUCAGGGCCUCGACCGCCUCCCGCACCUUCACUCCAAAUCCAAGCCCUCCACCACGCCCACUUCCCGCUGUGGCUUCUGCAACCGCCCAGGCGCCACCAACACCUGCACCCAGUGUUCAAAAGUCUCGUGUGACGCCUGCCUCAGCGCUUACCAUUAUGACCCCUGCUACAAAAAGAGUGAGCUGCACAAGUUCAUGCCCAACAACCAGCUGAACUACAAGUCCACCCAGCUCUCCCAUCUCGUGUACAGAUAGACCGGCCUCGCCCCUUCCAGCUCCAAGGGCUACAUCAACCGACCUUUCGGGUUUCACAGUGAAGAAGUACUAACGCAUUGAUCUCAGAGGCGGAGGCCUGCACUUGACCAUGUAGGUGGCAGAGAUCGUGGGCUGGCUGUGUCCACGUGGGAGUUCACUUAGCGACUCAGAUGUCUCAACCAAUGGCUGCUUUGUUGUCUGACAAGGGAGAAGGUGGCACUUCCGUUCAGAUUCAUUUUGCUAAUCUCUCCACUCCCUGUUCAGUUGGUUCUUUUUUGGGGUUUGGUUUUGUUUUGUUGUUUUGUUUUUUCCCUUAAAGAGGAAGAGGAUUUCUGUCUCUGGGACCCUCGCCGCACCUACCCCUCCCAUUGCAAAGCCAACUUGGACUGGGAAGGGCCCUUCAGGUCACCAAACAUCCACCUGGAGCGGCGAGCUAGAGGCCUGUUGGCUUGUGAAAUGAGCCCUCCUGCCACACGGGGCCUCUCCCAAAGGCUCAUCCCUUGGCCGCCCCCUUCCUAAACACAAGGAUACCCAGCUGGACUCCCCACCCCCUGGCUUUCCCACCUCUCCAGGUGUCAAAGGUGAACCAAGUCCAGUAUUAGCUGAAUGUCAUUUCGUACACCACAGCUCAGUCAGCCCAUGGCCUUCGUGAACUUUGCUCCAACACACUGAUGUGUGGGCUUCCCACAGCAGGACUGACUUCCCCCUUUCUGUUGUUUGCACAUGCCCCUCUUACUGUACUGUCAAUAGAUAUUUUUGAGAUUUAUUUUUAAAUAAAUAUUCAACUUGC